This is a messenger RNA of Zootermopsis nevadensis, 1002 nucleotides long. Lineage: Eukaryota; Metazoa; Arthropoda; Insecta; Blattodea; Termopsidae. The record is from RefSeq and is a predicted model, not a curated record.
AGAAUAUGCUCCUUACAAAUGCCUUUGGAACAAAUCCUCCCUGCAAAAACUGAGGGUUCAGUGUAUUUGCAAGGCUAAUACACGUCUGUUCUGGCAGUACUCAUUUGUGACGCCCGUGACAUCACUUGUGGUUGUGAAGCCGAAUGACACUCGCGCUGUGGGCACGGAGGUGGUCCAACCUGCAGUGAGUGACAAUGGCGGUUCACACUAUGCGCUCCCUCUGUCAGGAUUCCUGGCAAAUCCAGCACAGGCAGGACCAUCUGGAGGCAGCGGGGCGGUGGACCGAUUUGGCUCUUCUGGGGCAGUGUUUUCAACGUCAAGGAGACCCCUUCAGCCCCCACAUCAAGUAUUCGCAAAUAAGUAUGAUGAGGAAGCAAAUUUAGAGAUGGAAUCUCUGCCAAAAGCACAAGAUGAACCAGUCACUUUGCAGUCAUCGCGGCCACCGUCAUACCUGACAACACGGCUGGAAAUCGGAUCUCCAGAAGUGACAACGCAGAUUAAUGAGGAGUAUCGUGAAGUGUUGGACAAUGUUGAUGACCUGGAGUGGCUGAGUGGCGUUACAAAUGGAAGUGACAUGGUUGUGCUUCCACUUGGUGAGAAUGGAACAGCCAAGAUCUUCAGACUAGGAAUAAAUGAGACUUCUGCAGACGGAGUUGCAUGCAAGACAAGUGCUUAUCUGGGUGGUGGAGUGUGUGUUCCCCUGCCACAGUGUGUACUACGAGUGUUCAGACAAGAUUUGGACAUAUACCUGAAGGAAUACUUCUGUACACGUGACAGUUUGGCUGGUGUAUGCUGCCCGGACCGUGUCUAUGGCCAGAAGACGGUGACGACGGAAAACAGCUAUGACACAACCGUCGUUGUGGACUAAGUUCCUAAGCACUAAGUUAACAGUUUUUAAUACUAUACAAGCAAGGAAUCUGUAACCUGUUUUGUAAUGUAAUUUCCUGGUAUUAUUAGUUAUACAUUGUUAUAACACUGUAAAUAAAAUUGUGCCAAGGAAAA